UCUUACCUACAUGUUUAAACAACAAUGACAUCAUUUGUCUACAGUAGCUUUGUGCCUACACUCUUGUGUGCACUCUUUGUCAUUCAAGCCUUGAGAUUCAGUCAUUCCAAAACCUUAACAAAUGUAAGCUGCCUUGGCAUUGAGAGAGAAGCUCUUUUGAAGUUGAAGCAGGAUCUCAUUGAUCCUUCGAGACGUCUAAAGUCGUGGACUGGUGAGAGUUGUUGCAAGUGGGAAGGAGUUGAAUGCAGCGAGAAGACUGGCCAUGUCUUGAAGCUCGAUCUUCAUAACCCUUGUGAUGGCCUAGAGAACUGCAACCUAGGAGGUGAGAUACAUCCUGCUCUAAACAAGCUGAAGUAUUUGAAGUAUUUAGACCUUAGUUUCAACAAUUUCACAAUCCAGAAAACCCAAGAGUCCUUUACUUCUCUUCAGAAGCUAGAGUAUUUCAACCUCUCAUUUGCAGGCUAUGGACAUAUUUCCAAUCAACUUAGUAACCUUUCCAACUUAAGGUACUUGGAUCUUAGUGGUUGGAUUUGGUCGAAGCCUUCCUUAGGAACAGAGAACCUCCGAUGGCUAUCGACAUUUUCUUACCUAAAGUACUUGGACCUGUCAUAUGUCCCCCUUCUCAACCCCAAAGGAUGGUUAGCUCCUAUAAACAUGCUUUCCUCCUUGGAGUUUUUAAUAUUGAGUGGAUGCGAGUUGGAAGAUGCUUCUGCCUCUCUGCUUGUCAAUUUUACUUCUCUUAAAUUCCUCGAUUUGAGUCAAAACUCCAUGAAUUCAUCUAUUCCUCCUUGGUAUCAAAACUUUAGCAAACUUGAACAUCUUGAUUUAAGUGAUAAUGAUCUCCAAGGCAUAUUCCCCACUAUCAUCCUUGAAAAUAGUGGAUGGCUUAAAUUCCUUGAUGUCUCUACAAAUAGGAUGGAAGGUGAACUGUUGAAAAACUUGAGCAGUUUUUGCAAUCUGCAAGUGCUAAGCUUGCGUUCUAACAAAUUUAGUGGGAGGAUUUUCAAUGCCCAAGAUGGUACUUUGAAUUGUGAACGAAGUAACCUAAAGACUGUUGAUGUUAAUGACAAUAGUUUCAGUGGUCACCUGUCCAAUCAAUUUGGGAAUUUCAAAGAUCUCAUAUUCCUUGAUCUUUCACAAAACUCGAUUUCUGGUCCUAUUCCUGCUGCUAUGGGCCAACUGUCAUCUCUGAGAAUGUUGAACCUCUCUUUCAACAAUUUGAGUGGGAAGAUUCCAGAAAAUAUUGGGUUAUUAUCCAAUCUAGAGGUGAUGGAUAUUGGUAAUAAUCAAUUUGAUGGAAUUGUUAGCCAAAUUCACUUUGCAAAUCUCACUAGUUUGAUUGUGUUGAAAAUUUAUUCAACAGGGCUUGUCAUAAAUAUUAGUGCUUCGUGGGUUCCUCCAUUCCAAAUUCAAGAGAUUCUCAUGUCGAGUUGUAAAGUGGGACCAAAAUUCCCAAACUGGCUUCGAACGCAGAAAAAAGUUUCAGCAUUAGACAUGUCAAAUGCUAGCAUCUCAGAUGAAGUUCCCCAUUGGCUAUCUGAUGUUCUAUUGAGCAUUGAACAGUUGGAUCUCUCAGAUAAUAUGCUCAGAGGCAACAUUUCCCGAAUUAUUGGGAAAAAGAUGCCACUAUUAACACAAGUGUCACUUUUUGGAAAUAAUCUCAGUGGUGAAAUUCCAAAUUCAUUAUGCAUGUCAGAUGAAUUGUCUUUUUUGGAUCUCUCUAAGAACCAACUAUCAGGGAGACUUCCGCGAUGUUGGAGGGAGUCACAAGCUUUUUUGGAAUGGAUUUCAUUGGGAGACAACAAGUUAUAUGGUCAACUUCCAAGGUCGCUAUGCCAUUUAAAGCAAUUAAAAGUUCUAGGGCUACAUGAAAAUGGCUUGGACGGAGUGCUUCCGAAAUGUUUACUAAAGCUUGAUUUGGUAAUCCUUGAUCUUGGUGACAAUCAAUUCACUGGUAAAAUACCUCUGUUUGGCAACCCUAAAUCAUUUGAGAUAAUUGAUCUUGGGAGAAAUCACUUAACUGGUAACAUUCCUUUGCAGUUGUGUCAUCUUGCUAAUCUCCAAUACUUAAGCUUAAAGCAUAACCACUUUUCUGGAGGCAUUCCUUGUUGUUUCAACAACUUCUCGCGAAUGUGGGCAAAUUCCACAUUGUAUUUCAGAUCCAUGGGGAGGUUUCUCACUAUGGUUGAUACAGAAGGAACAAGCAUUGAAUUCACUGGCACAAUCCCAUAUUUAUUUUCUAUUGACCUCUCAAGCAAUGCAUUAGAUGGACAAAUACCAAAAGGGUUAAUGAUGCUUACUCGACUUCAAAAUUUGAACCUCUCUCAAAAUAAGCUGGUUGGAGAAAUUCCUUCAGAUAUUGGCAACUUGAAAGAUUUACAAUCACUUGAUUUAUCCAAUAACAAGCUAUCUGGUGAAAUUCCUCCUAGUAUAUCCAAUUUAGACUUUUUAAGUCAUUUGGAUCUUUCCUACAACAAUUUAUCUGGUCCUAUUCCAUUAGGCAAUCGUCUGGGCACUCUAGACGAUCAAUCUAUUUAUCGCGGUAAUGAUGGACUCUGCGGACAUCCUCUUUUGAAAGUUUGUCCUGGAGAUGAGCUUGAUGUGGGUAGAGGAGAUGAUCACAAAUUGAGCGAAGAUAAGGCUAACGAAGAUGGCUCCAUUAUUGUUUGGUUUUACUCAGGAAUGGGACCAGGUUUCGUUGUGGCAUUUAUGGGAUUUUGCACCAUAUUACAUUUUAAAAAAUCUUGGAGUAUCUCCUAUUUUCGGGUAGUGGAUAGAAUUAUUGAAAAAUUGUCAAUUGUGAAGAUGAUUACCAUGCUUUGGUUCAAGAGAGCUUUCCAAUUCCAACUACGAAAAUAAUUAUUUAUUUAGUAACACUUCCUUGAUUAAAAGCGCAUAUUGGCUUACCCAAUAUUGGACACAUGCGCCACUGCAACUGGUGUGAAGCUGAUAGUUCCUUUCUUCGUGAUGGAAGAUUGCUAUUGAAGCUUCAAGUAAUAAAGAAGUCGUGAUCAUAAUUCUCCGACGUUUUUCACUUGCUUUCUCCAUUUGGAUAUCAAACAAUUCUCUUGCUUUUGUCCUAUAAAAUAAGAAGUAUGUGUCAAUGUUAAACAAGUUUACUAUGUGAGCCAAAAUUGGAUGAGUCUACUGUUCCCAAGGGUAAAAUUACAUUGUUUUAAGCUGAAAACUUGUGAAAAGCGCGGAUAACUAUCAACACACGUUAGUAACAAAACUUCA
Molecule: messenger RNA, 3237 nt
Organism: Eucalyptus grandis
Lineage: Eukaryota; Viridiplantae; Streptophyta; Magnoliopsida; Myrtales; Myrtaceae
Product: receptor-like protein EIX1
Exons: 2
Coding region: 25-2859 (944 amino acids)
Molecular function (GO): protein binding
Source: RefSeq, a predicted model, not a curated record